UUCAUGCACCGUCCUUCAGAUCCAUGGUACUGUCGUACUGCGGCCAUAUUAACGCCCUAUCAGGCCGAUUUCUACCCUAAUACGGCUGAAUACGGUAAUACGGCUAUACGGCAUCGCUGGUCACUACUGGUCGCCAAAGGAGAGCUACUACGUCCGUUUUAGUUCUAAAAUCCUCGAUACCGUCAUGGCACCCGGCUUUAUGAUUUUUUGAAGAAACUCCAAACACGUUCGCGAUCAAAGUCGUUUCGAAAACUGUGAUUUAUCUCGUGCCCAAGCGUUCGCUCGUAUUUGGAACAUGAGUUCAGGCAGACCGAUUAAGUGUGUGGUGGUCGGAGACGGAACGGUGGGAAAAACAUGUAUGUUAAUAUCAUAUACGACAGAUAGUUUCCCAGGGGAAUAUGUCCCCACGGUAUUUGACAACUAUUCCGCGCCUAUGGUCGUGGACGGAAUACCUGUCAGUCUAGGACUUUGGGACACGGCAGGCCAAGAGGAUUAUGACAGGCUUCGUCCACUCUCGUAUCCACAGACCGACGUGUUUCUGAUCUGCUUCUCGGUCACCAGUCCCUCCUCCUUCGAGAACGUUACCAGUAAAUGGUACCCAGAGAUAAAGCAUCACUGCCCGGACGCUCCGAUGAUUCUCGUCGGGACUAAAAUAGAUCUGCGAGACGAUCGCGAAACGCUCACCGCUCUGGCCGAGCAGGGCCUGAGUGCCAUAAAACGUGAACAGGGACAGAAGUUGGCGAACAAGAUUCGCGCAGUGAAGUACAUGGAGUGCUCUGCGCUGACGCAACGCGGUCUGAAACAAGUGUUUGACGAAGCGGUCCGCGCCGUUCUGAGACCUGAACCUCAGAAACGCAGACAGAGAAGAUGCAUUAUGUUGUAAACCGUAAAUAAUCAAGAUCCGUUGUAGGUAAAACCAUAUAUAAAUUGACAGACUGAAAUGAAGUUUCUCACGAGCAAACGGAGCGAAACGAAACGAAACGAGGAAGAAGACGUUUCGCGGAGAAGGUAGUAAUCUUAUGCAUUUUAAUGAAUUCCUCUGGCAGCUAUAUAGUUCGUUAUGCUAUGAACAAAGUACAACUGAUCGUUUCUAACGCGCAAGUUGGAAAAUUACUAUGAAUCUAAGAAAAUUGAAGCAACGAGAAAGUACUGUUCCGUAAUUGUUAUUUUAACCAGUAUUCACUGCAUUUAAUCGAUUAGAAAAGGUUGCAAACCUCCGCAUACCCGAGGUGGUUGUUUCAAUUUUACAUUGAUUUCUAUACGUUGAUGUACUAGUCAAAGGUCGAUAUAUCGUAUUGCCUGCCAUUAUAUUUUUUAUUUUAUACUUUUAUAAAAUGACGCCUCUCAUUUUCCUUGAUACGGCAAUUUAAUCAGCGUCGGUGAAACAAUGAGAUCCCGUGACUCAGACGAGGGCUGCCAGAUUUCAAAAUUUUUAUACCAUAAAUAGUAAAGAGGAAGAAACAUUCUUUUAUUAUACACAUACGAUAGGUAUUACGAUCAAUAUACUAACAAUUUUUAUAAAAUGUAAAAUAGAGUUAUAGAAUUAUUUAAAGAGACAGUGCCAUAGCAACGAAGAAAGGAAUCAAAUCAAAUCGGUGAACGCGAACGUUUUUUGUCAGUUCUAGACAAUAUAUUCCAUGUAUUUUAUUACACGAGUCAUAGUAGAGAGACGAGAAGUAACGACGGAUAUUAAAAGGAAUUGAGAAACCUCGUAAUAAGAAGUAUUUUGUAUUUAUCUUAAAACUUUUGAUAAAUAUUGCGAUUUUAAUAUUUCUUUACACCCACUGACUAACGAUGAAAGGGGACUUACGUCAUGUAUAAAAUACUGCCAGCGCGAAUAUUCAUAAACGUUUGUAUGGCACACCACCUUAUUGUCUAGAAUUCGAACAUUUCUCUUAUGAUCACGACACAACGUACAUCGCACCAUAUUAUUUCGUACUUCGAAUGGAAUUUAUUACAAGAACGCUUCGAACGUGUUUCCGUUGUUGCACGUGGCAGAUUUCACGGAUUGUUGCACUGGUACAGUCUGUUUCCAACACCGAGGGGCUCGAAAUUAUUUUUCAUAAAAAAAAGAAAAGAAACACGCGAAUAGAGCGCGUCGCGGAAAGAAUAAUCAAAAUAUAUAUUGAAUUAUAUCUAAGAGAAUGAAAUAUAUACCAGUGACAGACACAUGGUGCAAAGUAUGCUUAUAAUACAGAGAACAUAGCACAAUUUAUUUUAAAGAGUGAUCAACCAUGACAGUUUUAAAUCUUCGAUUCACUAUUUUUAUAAAAUUCAUUUACAUCGAUAUUUACAUUGAAAAGGAAAAGAUAACACGUUUCGCGUUAACGAACACGUUGUACGAAACGGACACAUCUUUCUCUCUAUCUUUCCUCUUUUGUUUUUACGUGUGAAAAUUACUUACAUAUCUAAUAUAUGCUUACGUCUAAUUUAUUAUAUUGUGGACUUUUCCUCGUUAUAUUCUGUGACGUACUUCGUUUAAAUUAAUCUUUAAACGUUAAUCGGAUAGAUAUUAUUAUACGCUCUCCAUGAAGGAAUUCGGUAUGGAAAAUAGUAUGACGGUGGAUGACAAACAUUGCACCACCGUUCGCGAGCACAUGCUAUUUUUCAUAUCUCGAAGGAAGCUUGGAAUUUAGAACGGUAGGACAUGCGUGCCAUAUGCUUUCGAGUCUCGUUUCUGUUCGUACUCAAUGUGAAUCUCAAAAUGAAAGAUGCAUCAUCGUAUUUAGAAGGGUAGAAGAGAGAACUGGGCGGAUCAAGGACGAGGCAUAUUAAUGCUUGCUGAGUGUACAUACUGUAACAUAGUGGUAACGUGCUCUAAGUUUCGAUCGACGUACAUAAAUUGGCAGCGUCUCUGCUUCGCUCUACGUAGUCUAGAUCGGUCUUUAAAACGAUCCACCACCGUGCGAUUGAAGCGUAGGGCAUGUCGUAAAAUGUUUGCAGUAAGCUUUCUCACACUUCGUUGUACUUGCUACGCUGUUUAAGAACGGAAUUUCUUUCGCGUUUUAAUUAAGAAUGCAUUCGUAGUUCCUGAGUGAAACAAUUGUUUGUUCGAACGUUUCGGGCAUAUGAGCACAAUCGAACGCGUCGAGCCUAGGACGUUUUUUUAGAUCAUGUACAUACGUGCGUGCAUGAGCGAUACGUUUGACAUAGGAAAUGAAUCAGGUACGGACAUGUCUCACGCGGUGGGUUUGCAUUUAUUGUAAGUAGUGCAUUUAUUUUACGAUCUAUCAUCGAACCGUGUCGGGACAGAAAGAUCGUUUGCGAGUAAGGGGGAAAGGAAACAAAGCACAAUCUUUUAAAUAGUAUUUAUCGAUAUUUAAUUUUUAAGAUCAAUACUCUUUUGCAGUAUUACGAUGUAAAUAAAAAUUUUAUUCUAUUAAUCGAACAAAAAUUUACUGUCUAUACCUGAAAUCGUUCGCGUAUACUAUGUUUAAACCUACGUUUCACUGUAAUUAAAUGACUAGCUUUAUUUUAAGCGCGUCGAAUUCGCGACAGCUAAUAAUGAAAUGUAAAGCGUGUUCUCUUAACGUUUACAUACGACGUUUCUCUUUUUACACAGUAAUAGAGUUCGUACGAUCGAUAGUUGCGGGUUGGUAAGAUGAAUCACACUACUUACAACUUGUGCAUGUAACGAAAGGCUUUUAACAACGAUUGAGUCUCUCGAAUUAUUUAAAAGCGACAAACGAAGGAACGAUGCUGCAAGCCAAAGUUCAAUGUUACUUUUAAUCUACUGCUCGUAAUGUUUUAUUAAGCGUACAAGACAGGAAUGUAUGACGUGUAAAGAAAAUGUAAUCUAGUCACCACGAUUUUCAUUUUAUUUGUAUGCGAAGCGUUUCAUGGAAAUGGUUUAUGUUUGAACGACACCGGAACGAAUAAGCAUUAUUGAUUGGAAACGAAAUGUAACGAAAGAAUCUGAACGAGAAGAUGAAUGAUUGAAAGUAAUCGAAUCUAAAUUCCUUAGGAUAUCGUCAAUUCGAGUGAAACAGGAGAAACUGAGCGAGAAUAGGAAACGCGUUAGAGAUACAAAUGUAUGUACAUGUACCGAGCAAAUUUAAUUACCGCGGUAACUUAUGAACAUCACGUUUUAUCUAUUUUCUUAAGGUUUCUGUAAGAUCACUAAUUCCUGUACGAAAUAAAGUAUUCUACAGCACAAGAGAGCAUUAUGUCGAUACAGAAUAAUUCAUACUCGUUCGUAAGAAUAGAAUAAUGUUUAUUGUAUUUUCAUGAAUGAACUCUUUUGCUGUUUAUACAGAAGUGGCUGGACACGAAGAUGAACAAAUACUUCAGAUAUAUCGUUUCAACUAUUUUCUUAUGGAAAGUUCGAAUCCCAAUGUUGAGAAUCGUAUUAUCAAAAUGUAUUGAACCAAAUGAUACAUGAAUGCACGUUCUACGUACUAUUGGAAGGCAAUUAUAUUUUUAUUUGUGUAUUUUAAAAAGAAUAUCUCACAAUAAAGUACACAAUGAAACAUUCGUA
Molecule: messenger RNA, 4477 nt
Organism: Ceratina calcarata
Lineage: Eukaryota; Metazoa; Arthropoda; Insecta; Hymenoptera; Apidae
Gene: Mtl
Product: Rac family small GTPase Mtl
Exons: 4
Coding region: 296-883 (195 amino acids)
Biological process (GO): small GTPase-mediated signal transduction
Molecular function (GO): GTPase activity; GTP binding
Source: RefSeq, a predicted model, not a curated record